Cariama cristata (Red-legged seriema) is the source of this 1948-nucleotide messenger RNA. RefSeq names its product serpin peptidase inhibitor, clade I (neuroserpin), member 1 (gene SERPINI1). The record is from RefSeq and is a predicted model, not a curated record. Bases 20 to 1252 code for a protein of 410 amino acids. Gene Ontology annotation, biological process: negative regulation of endopeptidase activity. The transcript is spliced from 8 exons. Gene Ontology annotation, molecular function: serine-type endopeptidase inhibitor activity. Lineage: Eukaryota; Metazoa; Chordata; Aves; Cariamiformes; Cariamidae.
GAUCUUAGAAUCUCAAGACAUGUAUUUCCUUGGACUGUUGUCUUUGCUUGUUUUGCAAAGCAAAGCCUUCAAGACAAAUUUUCCUGAUGAAACCAUUGCUGAGCUUUCAGUGAAUGUUUACAAUCAGCUGCGAGCUGCAAAAGAAGAUGAGAAUAUUCUUUUCUCUCCUCUGAGCAUCGCAAUAGCCAUGGGAAUGGUAGAGCUUGGAGCCCAUGGAACCACUUUGAAAGAAAUUCGACAUUCCUUGGGUUUUGACAGCUUAAAAAAUGGUGAAGAGUUUACCUUCUUGAAGGACCUUUCUGAUAUGGCAACUACUGAAGAAAGUCAUUAUAUUCUGAAUAUUGCUAACUCUCUCUAUGUGCAGAAUGGAUUUCAUAUCAGUGACAAAUUUCUGCAGUUGGUGAAAAAAUACUUUAAAGCUGAAGUAGAGAAUAUAGAUUUCAGCCAAAGUGCAGCUGUAGCUACCCACAUCAAUAAGUGGGUGGAGAAUCAUACAAAUAAUAUGAUCAAAGAUUUUGUGUCUUCAAGAGAUUUUGGUGCUCUAACUCAUUUGGCGCUCAUCAAUGCAAUCUACUUUAAAGGCAAUUGGAAAUCACAGUUCAGACCUGAAAAUACAAGAACUUUUUCUUUCACUAAAGAUGAUGAAAGUGAAGUGCAAAUUCCAAUGAUGUACCAGCAGGGAGAGUUUUACUAUGGAGAAUUCAGUGAUGGCUCCAAUGAAGCAGGUGGUAUCUAUCAAGUUCUGGAAAUACCAUAUGAGGGAGAUGAGAUUAGUAUGAUGAUUGUUCUUUCCAGACAGGAAGUUCCACUGGUCACAUUGGAACCACUGGUCAAAGCCUCGUUGAUUAAUGAAUGGGCUAAUUCUGUAAAGAAGCAAAAAGUGGAAGUGUAUUUACCAAGGUUCUCUGUAGAACAGGAAAUUGAUCUGAAAGAUGUCUGGAGAGGACUUGGAAUUACAGAGCUGUUCAGCAGUAGUGCUGAUCUCACUGCAAUGUCUGAUAACAAGGAACUUUACCUUGCUAAGGCACUUCACAAGGCAUUUCUAGAAGUUAAUGAGGAAGGAUCAGAAGCUGCUGCUGCCUCAGGAAUGAUUGCCAUUAGCAGAAUGGCAGUGCUGUAUCCUCAAGUUAUAGUUGACCAUCCCUUCUUCUUUUUGGUCAGAAACAGAAGAACAGGUACUGUGUUAUUCAUGGGAAGGGUAAUGCACCCUGAAGCAAUGAAUACAAGUGGCCAUGAUUUUGAAGAGCUUUAACUACCACCAGCUACCAAAAAAAGGAGAUAAGCACAUAAAGUUUGAAGUUAAUAUAUUUCAGGUUUGCUGUGUUUUCCCCCAAGAUACUGUUUAAAAUGCUUUCAGAUCUAACUGUGUGCAAGUCAGUUUCCAGAGGAAAGCUUACAGUAUUAAAGUAAUGGUUCUGUUUCUGUUGUUGUGAUUGCUGUGUCCUUAAAAUAAAAUUGUGUACAUGUCAACAACUGUUUCUUGUUCUAGUGAAUUGUAAAGCAAAAAAAAUGCAAAUCCAUUAUUCAUAAUUUUCUUACAGUCCAAAGACUGACUUGAUCAAUGAGACAGGAGCGGAAUGUGUGCAGCUCUGAAUAAUGCAAAUGGCAAACCUUGAUGAUAAUUUAUAGAGUUGAAGAACUACAUCUGGAAAAUGUGAUCUCUUCCUGUUCCUGUAAAAGUAGUAAACAGACUGUGAUACGCUGUCUCAUCAAAGUUAAUGGAACAAAUUAAGCCUAGUGGAUUUUAUUCUAUAAGAUAACUGUGGUAGACUUUGUGUGAACUCUCGCACAUGUGUUUCUAAAAUGUUGCUUUUAUGAAUGCUCCUGCAUGUGACUCUGCAAUUGACCCUCCAUAACUGUUAAUGCCAAUAAAAUUUGAUUGCAUGAAUAUUUGAGACUAGUCAGUGUAGAAUAGCUAUGUAUGUUACUGAAGUAAAAUAGCUGAAUA